AUGAAAUUUAGCAGAUCCAAAGGUCGUCAUGUGCCGAACUUCAAACGUGGUUAUUUUGUUCCGUUCCUUGACAGUUUGAAAAACAUACUUUCAUUACCAGAAAUGUUCAAUAUUAUCACAAAUGAUGUGUUGUCAAAGGUCUCACUAAAAAAUGAUUUAAAAACUGAUAUUUUCCACGGAGAUUUUUGCCAAAAUCAUACGAUAUUUAAAGAAAAAAGCUCAUUAAAAAUUGUGUUAUACUAUGAUGAUAUUGGUAUAACAAAUCCACUUGGAACAAGAAAACGUGGUGUUGGAAUGUUUUAUUACACACUGUGCAAUAUACCUCGUUUUCUUCGUUCUCAAGAUCGUUCUAUACAUUUAGUUGCAUGCGCUGAUAAAGCGGAUAUCAAUGAAUUUGGUAUUCAAAGAUUGUUGAAAGAUUUUAUCGACUCAAUUAAUAUUUUACAAGAGAGUGGAAUUGAAAUUGAGCUCACCAACAGUAACUCAUCUAUCAUUGAUGCCACAACAAUAACAAUUUCAAAAACAAUGGUGCUCAAGGGCUCAUUGCUAGUGAUUGUUGGCGAUCUAUUAUCACUAGCCGGCAUCCAUGGAUUUAAAAUGGGAUUUCGUCAUGCACUUAAGCCGUGCUUCUUAUGCAAUAUUGACAACACAGAUUUAAAUACAAUUUCAGCUAUUGAUACAUGUCAACAUCGAACAAUGAGCGCUUAUUUAACUCAAUGCACAGAAAUUGAAAAUGCAAGGACAAAUGAGGAACGUGAUGUUCUUUGUAAGAAAUUCGGCAUAAAUCAUCGCUCAAUAUUUACAAAAAUUAAAAAUUUUGAUAUUUUUGAACAGACUGCAUUAGAUGUGAUGCAUCUAUUUCUUGAAGGUAUUUGUAAAAAACAGUUAACAUUAUUUUUCACAAGUGUAUCAGAGGGCGUUGUUUGGGACAGGCGGCAUUCCUGGACGAGCAUUUGCCCCGCUAUUGCUGAAUUUCGCUAUCCAACAGCCGAUGAAGCUCCCAGCUCCCCUACGAUGGUUACCGUAAACGGUAUCGUUAUAAUAGAUGGCUUUCCCGAGCGUUUUUUGGAUGAAUGUGUAUCUGUUGCUGAUUUAAAACAGAAAUUAAUAAAUGAAUUUAAUUUAAAUGAAAAUGAUGGUCGAGUGUUACUAUAUUUCGAUGAAUUUGUCAAGGAGUAUUGUGUUUUAAGAAAAUUAGAUUCAUUAUAUACAGCACCACCACAAAAGUUAUCAUUCGAAAAACUACCCAAUACAAUAACACAGGUCUACUUGGAAGCUGAAGGCGGAACACAAAUUAAAACAACAGCACCAGCAAUAACAACAGAAGCUCCUAGUGGGGAGAAUAUCGUCGCAGCUACAAAUAUGCUGCUCAAUAAAUCCUCUGUUGACAUUGUUUCUGCCUGGGAAAAUGAAGAAGGGGAAAUCACUUCACUUGAUCCAGAUGUGGAUGACAGUAACAGUUGUACAACGAAACAGCCCGUCAAACGUGAAUCAAACGAAGCAUUAUUUAGACAACGGUUAGCAAAAGCCAUUCGAAAUGAUCGAUUUCAACAACGUCUGAAGAUGAAAAAAAGUUCCGGAGCUCAGUGGGAUGAUCGGCAUCAGGCGGCUGCUGAUGAAGAGAAAGAAAACGAACAAGACGAUAAAGGAAACGAGGAGCAAGAUGAAGCCGAAUUAGAAAAGUACGUUAAAGCGCUUAACGAAUUAUUUAAUGAUGGAAUAUAUAGCAGCAACAAGAAUAGAUUCAAACAACUAAUUAUUUCGUCGUAUCAUCUUCGUGCUAAACAUGUAUCAAACAAUAAUAUAUUAUUUCGGGAUAUGAUUAAAAACAUGCCAUUUACGAAAACGCUCGAUUUCGUCAAAGCUGAAUUUGAAGUUCGCACUCAAUCAACAGUAGCCAAAACUUCCCAAAAUAUAUUAAAAUUAUUUGAUAAAUUAAAAAUAUUAUAUCCAGAUGUUGAUCAUUCACAAAUGCCCGAUGAUACAAAAAAGAGUUUUGAUGAAACAUUUGAUAAAAUGUGUAGUCAACAGCCAAAUACAUUUACCGUAGUCUAUUUGAAGAUUAAUGACGACGAAUAUGAUUUUUAUCUUAUUUACUCAAAUCUGUUAAAAUUCGACCUAACGGGUUCAACGAUAGCAGUUAUGUGUGCUGUAUUUUUAGCUGCUUUUUAUUCAUUCGAUCUCGGUUUUUUGACAAAACAAAAACCGGUAGCAGACGUAAUUGACAGUUACGCUUUUAACCAAAUGUCGAAAUAUAAGAACACAUAUGGAGUAAUAGCUAAACAGAUGCUAUUAGAUUUAGAUAAUGAAAAAAAAUAAACAGAUAGCAAAUAUAGUAUUUCUUAGAGCACAUCGCCUUUUUCCUACAUUUUUUAUGUUAAAUCAGCUUACUCUACCUCUUUUUUACUUUUUUAAAAAGACUUUUAAAUUAGAAAUCGCGUGAACCGGCUGAUUCUUUCUAUUUUGUACGAGUCUGUUUUCGCUUUAUGCUCUUCUGGUAAAAAACUUGUUUGUUGAAAAAAGUGACAUUAAAAAUCAAACAAAUUCGACGUUACUUUUAUUCUGUACGAUUUUAAAAACCGUAUGUAAAAGCGCAAUCAGUAGUAAACAGGAACAUUUACUUGUAAUAAUCUUCACUUCGCCGCUUCACACCGUUGUACACGGUUUCGCUGCUGAAAGAAUUGAACUUCGUACGACUGACUUCAAUGAUAAAAAAAGAAUGACAGAUCAACUGUACAUAUUUGCAUAUAUAAAAUUGUACAUACUUUUUCGUUUGAGAAAUAGGGAAAAGAAAAGAAACAAUCGUCGCAAGUGUUUAGAAACAGACGGACAGAUGUAUGUACGAAAAAACUCAUAUUUGAUAGAACGAAAGAAAAAAAUGUGCAAAAUAUAGCGUACACAGUAAAAGGGAGUUUCAGAAUUGAGGAGUAGUUUUGAUCUUAUCUACUUAAACACAGUAGAUCAGCUUUAGCGAAACUAGUAGUAACGAAACAGCUAGUAGCGGAACUCUUUUUUGAAAAAUCUCUCUUAUAAGCUUGUUUCUUUACCUGAUUUAGAUGAACAUUUUAAUUCCCACAUAUAAAAUAUAUAAUAUUAUUAAAUGAACUUCGAUCUUCAGGAAGUUACUGAGUCGACUACUUAUUGCAAUUAAUUUAAGUAGCGAUUCAAGUACCUGCAUUGUAUCGGGUUCUAAAACAUCGAAUUAAACCAGACAAAAUGCACUUAAGGCACUUUCAGG
Didymodactylos carnosus is the source of this 3238-nucleotide messenger RNA. The record is from the annotation of a GenBank genome assembly. Lineage: Eukaryota; Metazoa; Rotifera; Eurotatoria; Philodinida; Philodinidae.